Molecule: messenger RNA, 1254 nt
Organism: Petromyzon marinus (sea lamprey)
Lineage: Eukaryota; Metazoa; Chordata; Hyperoartia; Petromyzontiformes; Petromyzontidae
Source: RefSeq, a predicted model, not a curated record
CCACCGCCAUGGACCCCCGCCCAUGCUGCCCCGCGUCUCCGCCGGCCUCGCCCGGCCUGGCGCCCGCCGCUCCCCGCAAGCUGCGCAGGAAACGCCGGCAGCUCGACGCCCUCGUCGGCAUCGGCGUCGGCAUCGGCCGUGACGACGAGGAGGCCGGCGCCGGCGCCGGUGGCGGCCGCCGUCACCACCGCCACCACCGCCGCCACCGCCGCUCCACCUCGUCGCUGGCGAGGUGCAGGGCCCGCGGGGGUCACGAGCUGCUGCUGAGGAGCGGGGACAGCCAGGACAGCCGGGACAGCCGGGACAGCCGGGACAGCGGCAGCAGCAGCAGCAGCAGCGGCGGUGGUGGUUGUGGUGGUGGUGGUGGUGGCGGUGGGAAGAGGAGGGGUGGUGGAGAGUGGAGAGGAUUCGUGAAGAGGUUACGGAGCAAGACGCUCUGCUGCUGCUGCUGUUCCCGCGCUCCCUGGCUCCUGCUCCUGGCUCUGGCCGGGUUUUGCGGACUCGCUUGGCUCAGCUGGCUCAUCACGGCGCUCCGAGCGGACCUGGAGCACGCCCAGGGACAGAUACGGAGCCUAGUAGAGGCCAAUCAAGCCGCUGCCGCGGCUUCCUCACCGGGCGAGCUGUCCUCCCUCACCGCGGACGUGACGGCACUUAAACAGGAGGUACGGACAUUGGGCGUUCGACACGGCGAGACACGCGGAGUGAUGUCCGGUUUCUCCUCGGAUCUGGAGGAGCUGCGUCUGGCGGUGAAAGCUUCUCCUGACUUGACACGGAUAGAGCAGGCUGUAGAGUCUCUACGUAGCGAGACACAGGCCAGGAGAGAAGUGGAGGUUCAGCUCACACUUCGUGUCGCUGCGCUUGAGGAAGAGGUCACCCCAGCCGGAGCGGCUCCUCCCCCCGCGGUAGCGACGGUCGCCACGGCGACCGUCGCCAUGGCGACGGUCGCCACGGCGACUGGGCACCCUGCGGUCUCCAAGGCGACGGGCGAAGAAAUAGCGGGGAAGAUAGCGGAGGCCGUGUCUGCGCUGAACUUGUCCCUCUGCUCGCUGCUCGGAGCCACGGAGCUCCGCGUCGGGGCCGCGGAGCUCCGCCUGGGCGUCGCCGAGCUCCGCGUGGGGGACACGGAGCUCCGCGUGGGGGACACGGAGCUCCGCGUGGGGGCCGUGGAAACGGUUACCCAGGGCAACGGUGCCCACCUCCGCAGCGUGGUGAGACACUGGGAGAACGUGCGUGUGUGUUCAUGUGUGUUCAUGU